This is a messenger RNA of Venturia canescens, 2887 nucleotides long. RefSeq lists its product as uncharacterized. NCBI's taxonomy places the organism in Eukaryota, Metazoa, Arthropoda, Insecta, Hymenoptera, Ichneumonidae. The record is from RefSeq and is a predicted model, not a curated record. The coding region runs from base 616 to 2646 and encodes 676 amino acids. The transcript has 7 exons.
CAACCAAUAAACUGGAAAAACUUUUGAAUGGCAGAAAUUGAUGAAUUCACUUAUUUUUAUAAUCAUUUACCGGAUUAAAAAAGAUAUAUAAAUCAGAAUCGUAAUUUUGAGACAGUAAUCUCUCAAUCAACUGGAAUCGUUUAAAUCAAAGCAUCCGAUAUAUUGAUAGAUGAAAAUUUUUCUACGGGUUUAGUGAAAAAAAUAAGCGAGUUUCAAGAUUUUCUACUGAGGCAAUGUUUACCCAAGCUGUCAUGUCAUAGCUUAUAGCAUUCGAAAAAGAAAAAAAUAUGCUCAAAUUUUUCUGCUUAUCCGAGGUUAGUCCCUAUGCAGAUAGGGGACUAGCCAAAUUUUGAAGAAACAAAAAAAAUCAACGGUAUGAUCUUUGCUCGCAAUGAUUUAUGAUAUAAUUUAUUUUUCAAAAAAUUUUAACUGUGGAAGACUUCUGUCUGAUCGUAAACGAAGUUAGUUCCGUAACCUAUGUUUUCCGCUGAAGUGUUUUUUUCGUACCCGAUUAUCUCGGUUUUCUAUCACAUAAACAACGAAUAGGAAAGUGAGAAUAAUAGGACAAGUUUGUUUUUUAAUUCACGACCUCGGCAUUCCAUUUAUCAUAGCAUAAUGAUCGGCAAAGUCAAUACUACAAAUAAGUCUUUGGCUGUGAGGACGAAAAAAGAUAAUUUGGAUUUAGCUACUAAGCAACAAGUACAAAAGCCCAGUAGUAAGAAGCUGAAACCAUCGUCUCCCAAUGAUGUUUUAGUGAUAGACAAUCGUGGAACAACCAUAGAAGUCACUGUCAAAACAAAAGGACGUAAAAGCAGCUCUGGCAUGACUAGCUGCUGUUUGAAUACCCCAAAAAUGAUGGAAGACAAACCACCAACUAAUAACAUCAUCGAGAGUCAUACAAGCAAUUGGAGCAGAACCUUGAGAGAACAGAAUCGCCCUGUUCUUAAACAAGGUUUGCAACAAUUUGCUGGACAGAUUCAAUCGACAAAACAUGCGAGACACGAAAAUCAUGAGCGCAAGGAAUUUCGAACAAUAACUGAAACUCACCAAUCCCAUAAAUUUAUACGGCAAGAUAGCAGAAUAUUUGAUGAAAUUCCUGUUAAGCAAGCAGCAAAAAAGUCUUCCGAACAAAUCAAAACUGUGUCCCAUUCGGGAGUUCCAUCAACAACAACGAUAGCCAGUAGUUUGGAGUCUGUAGAAGUGACAGAUAGAGGAGUUCAGUGUGGAGGAAUAUUCGAUUGUUCAAACGACAGACUAGGGAUCUAUAAUCCAGUGAGAGUUUUAGGUAUUUUGAUGCAGGAAAUGGAAGGAUUAGUGCGCGAUGAAAGAUCUAGCAAAAUUUUGACUGAAAUGGAGCAGGCACUUUUGAGGAUACCAAAAGACCCAGGCAAACUUCCUCCUGAUGUCCUUGAAAAAAUUGCACUAUGUACCAAGUUGGAAGCCGGCAUGUCGCAAUUAGAAAUUACCAGUAAGGAACUCGAAGCAGCAUCCGCGAAGCUACGAAAAGACAAAGAGAGUUUACAACAGCAAGUUGGAAAACAGUCCAUUUUAUUGGAGGAGAGUCAAAAACGUGAAAAAAAUGCGGAAAUGACAAUUAAAAAAUUGAGAAUGGACUUGAAUGAGAGUGUAAAAGUUGCUGCUGAGAACCGAAGAGUCAUCGCUGCUCUUAGAGAGGAAAAUAAGAGAAUAGAGGCAUCGCAAAAGUUAGCAAGGGAUUUGAGGCGAGAUUUGAAUGAGCAAAUAGAAGUGGCUGAACAAAGAUACAUGGAGGUACAAUAUCUCAAGUUGGAAAAAGACAAAAUCAAAGCUUUGUCGUCUUACAAGGAUAUUAUGCUGAACGAUCUUCGAAAGAAACUGAAAGAACUACAAAAUCAUAUAUCAGAGCAGCUGGUGACAAUACGUGAAACCAGCAAUCAGCAAAUAUCUCUGAUUCAUGGAGGUGUAGCCUGCUCUUCUCCUACGUCAACAUCUUCCAAAAAUUCUUUUGAUCCCCACUCCGUUGCUGAAUUAUCGGAAAUCUCGUUGCCCAUCGUCGAUUGUUUGUUCGAAAAAUCGACCGCACCGAUAGGUGACGCGUUCAACGCCUUGUCUGACAACUCCGAAAUGAAAAGGGCUGCGGAAAAAGUGCAACAAGAAUUUAUCAGUCUUCCUGGCGAAGAAACUUCUCAUACGAUCUCUCUGACUCACGAACAGCAUGGGCAACCGAAACUUUCGAGUUCUCCGAAUAACAUGAAGAACCAUUCGGAGAACAAGGGUGAAUGGAAGUUGGAGGAAUUUUUAAGCGCGCCGAACCUCGAGUGCAGAAACACCGGUGAAUCAUCGCACAACGAAGAAAAUGAAAAGACGUCUAACCGUUCAAAAUCGAAAACAAAAAAAUCAUUUUCGGCAACGGACAACAAACAACACAACGAUGAAAAUCGGGAUCUGUUGAAUGAAGAGGAUGACAAGAAAGCGGAAAUUGAACGUGCUUCCGGUGAUCCGGUCCGUAUUAUGAAGGAACAAUUUGAAAUGAUAUUCGAAGAUUUCCGGCGCCAGAGUAAACUUCUCGUCCAAGUACAAAGUCCGCCGCGGGAUUAUCCGCAUGCAGAAUGGAGCGACAGUUCACUGCCAACGAUAAGCGUAAUGUCUGAAUCGAACGUUGCCUAAUCGUUUAAUUCAACAUUCUUGAGAUUAACGAAUGAAAAAAAGAAAUCGCGAGGGUUGCAGGUAUUGUUAAACAGACGUAACAAAACCGUGUCCACCAAGUUCCAGUCUGAUAAGUUAAUUUAUUCUCAUUAAGCUCGUCAUUCUAUUUUUUAUAGCAUCACUCCCUGCGACAAGGGUUGCUGUGUACCUUAAAACGAUAUCAAACAAAAAUAUACAUAUAUUUUCGUACGAAACGGUAAAA